This is a messenger RNA of Penicillium bovifimosum, 2631 nucleotides long. RefSeq names its product DNA ligase (ATP) CDC9. The record is from RefSeq and is a predicted model, not a curated record. Lineage: Eukaryota; Fungi; Ascomycota; Eurotiomycetes; Eurotiales; Aspergillaceae. The transcript is spliced from 4 exons. Gene Ontology annotation, molecular function: ATP binding; DNA binding; DNA ligase (ATP) activity. Gene Ontology annotation, cellular component: nucleus; mitochondrion. Bases 1 to 2631 code for a protein of 876 amino acids. Gene Ontology annotation, biological process: DNA biosynthetic process; lagging strand elongation; DNA recombination.
AUGGCGGAGGAUAAGAACAGGAAACAAGCUACUCUGGGGUAUGUACGAGAUGGGCAGCAGACCAUUGGGAGGUUUUUUGGAUCGAACGCCAACCAACCACCGAAGAAGCAAACAACACUGUCCUUUGGUGGAAAGAGAAAGGAAUCAAGCAGUGAUACCAUUGACGCGGAAACUAAGGAAAACACCGCCGAUGUUGACAUUGAAGACGUCGCCGAUCCAGCACCUGCUGCUUCCCGGGGUGAAACAGAGCCAGCAAAAGGAUUGAAGCGGGAAAAGAGCGCCGAAGCUGAAGAAAGUGAUGGCUCUGAUAUUCAACCAGUGACAAAAAGGCGACGGAAGGCGUCAGCUAGCCCCUCACCAGCUGCCAAAAAGCCAUCAGCAUCUCCGGAAAAGCCCAAAACUACAAAACCGAAACGUGAAUCGCCAUCACCAAAAUCACCUACGAAGAAAGCAUCGGAUGUCACUCCCGAAGAGAAGACCCCAUCAGUAGAAGAAGAGGAGGACCCACUGGAAAGCGAAGAUGAAGACGACCUCAAGCCAGAGCUCACCAAGAAAUCGAUUGAGAAGUUCCAAGCGAAACUGCAAGGAAGUGGUAAAGAUCCGUACCCAGAUUGGAAAGUAGGCGAUCCUGUUCCGUACGCCGCGCUAUGUACCACAUUUUCUUUGGUUGAAAUGACUAGGAAACGCUUGGAGAUCACGGAUCAUUGUUCGCUUUUCCUUCGACAGGUUCUCCGCCUGACUCCUGCCGACUUCCUGCCCACUGUUCAACUGAUGAUCAACAAGCUGGCUGCUGAUUACGCCGGUAUUGAACUAGGCAUUGGAGAAUCAUUGAUCAUGAAAGCCAUUGGUGAAUGUACCGGUCGCAGUCUUGCGGUCAUCAAAGCUGACCAACGGGAAAUUGGAGAUCUGGGAUUGGUUGCUGCUAAGAGUCGUUCAAAUCAGCCUACCAUGUUCAAGCCCAAGCCUUUGACAGUUCGAGGUGUGCACGAGGGCCUUCUUGGGAUCGCCCAGGUCCAAGGCCAUGGAUCCCAGGACAAGAAGAUCUCAGGUAUCAAGAAACUAUUGUCUGCAGCCGACGCCGACCUCGCUGGAAAGGGAAGCAAAGGAGUGGAUAUCACUAAGGACAAGGGCGGCCCCAGCGAAGCCAAGUUCAUUGUUCGCUUUUUGGAAGGCAAGCUGAGACUAGGACUCGCAGAGAAGACAGUACUUGUUGCUGUUUCUCGGGCAGUCCAGGCCCACGAGGCUGAAUUAAGCGGCAACAAGAUUCCUUCUCCAGAGAAAAUGCUCGAAGGCGAGAACAUCUUCAAAAGUGUUUACAGUGAGCUUCCUGCUUACGAAGUAAUCAUUCCUGCCAUGCUCGAGCACGGUCUCUUCAAGCUGCCCGAAGUCUGCAAGCUAUCUCCUGGAAUUCCCAUCAAGCCUAUGCUUGCCAAACCGACAAAGUCUAUCACCGAGGUGCUCGAUAGGUUCGAAGGGAAGGAAUUCACUUGCGAAUACAAAUACGAUGGUGAAAGAGCACAAAUCCAUUUCGUGUCCCCAGAUUCUAUCCACCACUAUCCCGGGGCCUUGACCACAUUACAAAAGGACAAGCAAGGGCUCUCAUCGAUUUUCUCUCGGAACUCGGAAGAUCUUUCCAAGAAAUAUCCUGAUGUUCUAGGCAAGCUUCAUACCUGGGUUAAAGAGGACGUGAAGAGCUUUGUUCUUGACUGCGAGACUGUUGCGUGGGACGUGGAAGCCAAAAGAGUUCUGCCGUUCCAGCAAUUGAUGACUCGUAAACGCAAGGAUGUAAAAGCGGAAGACGUCAAGGUCAAGGUCUGCGUUUAUGCUUUCGAUUUGCUUUUCUUCAAUGGAGAGCCUUGCGUGAGAAAGUCCCUACGGGAACGCCGGGAACUUAUGCAUCAAUGCUUCCAACCGGUCGAGGGCGAGUUCCAGUUUGCCCAGUAUGGCAACUCUAAUGUCCUCGAUGAAAUCCAGGAAUUGCUCGAGGCUAGUGUGAAGGCUUCUUGUGAGGGUCUCAUGGUGAAGAUGUUGGAUACAGCUGAAAGUGGCUACGAGCCAAGUAAGCGCAGUCGUAACUGGCUGAAGGUCAAAAAAGACUACCUCGCUGGUGUGGGUGAUUCCCUCGAUCUUGUUGUACUUGGGGCCUACUAUGGUCGAGGAAAACGUACUUCAGUGUAUGGCGCAUUCCUCCUCGCUGCCUACAACCCCAACAGCGACACAUACGAGACCAUUUGUAAUAUUGGAACGGGAUUCUCGGAGGCGCUCCUUGAGGAGCUCCACCAGACGCUAGUUCCUCUAGUUAUUGACCGCCCCAAGCCCUUUUACACUCACUCAAACGUCCCUAAGGAUCAGCCGGAUGUUUGGUUUGAGCCGAGAUUGGUGUGGGAAGUCAAAACAGCCGAUUUGACGCUCAGCCCACGCUAUCAAGCCGCUGUGGAUGAGUUCCAAGGAACAACCGAUGCUGGAAAGGGCGUAUCUCUUCGUUUCCCGCGGUAUAUCAAGUCCCGCGAUGACAAGAAGCCAGACGAGGCCACUACCACCCGUGCGGUGGCUGAGAUGUAUCGGAAACAGGAGGCGGUCACCAAGGAGACCUCGAGCAAGGGAGGCGUGGAUGAUGACUUUGAAUAUUGA